Paramecium octaurelia is the source of this 1579-nucleotide messenger RNA. The record is from the annotation of a GenBank genome assembly. Lineage: Eukaryota; Ciliophora; Oligohymenophorea; Peniculida; Parameciidae.
AUGAGCAAGGCAAAAUCGAGAUAUUCAACAGAAGAGCAGGCUGCUGUUUAAUCCAAAGUUGUAAUUUAAGAAUUUAAAUAAAUUAGUAAUCCAUUUAAUUGCCAAGCAUUAAAUAAGAAUAAGUUAAUUCUGUAUCAGUUAUUGCUUUAAGUGAAUUAUAUUAGAUUAAAAAUCAUAUAUAAGGUGAGAAAUAAACCAAAAAAGUAACAUUAAAUAUAUCAAUAGACACUUGAUAAUUAAAGGCUUUGGGCAUAGAGAAUAACAAAGUAAAGACAAUAAAAAGAGGCUGAGAAAUUAGAGAGGUUCACUAAGGAAGAAGAAGAACGAAGAAAAAUUGAUAGAGAAGAGGAAGAGUAUUAAGAGAGACUUAAAAAUGAACUUGUAAAAGAAUCGAAUUAAAAAAUAUUUGAUCAAAGAGCAGAGUAUGAUAAAAUUAACAAAAUCUAGUGUUCGUAAUUUGAAGGCAUAAAUGAUGUUAAGUGAAGUUGAGAGAACUAAUGAAUAAUUGAAUGCAAUUAAUAGGGAAUAAAAAGAACUCAGAAAAAUACAUGAAGAGGAAAAGGAAAAGGAGUAUGAAAUGCAGGAAUAUUAUAAAGAAUAGGAAUUAAUGGUGAGAAAAGAGAAAUAAGCAAAGAAGAAAAAAGAAUGCAAUGAGAUCUUAGCUGAUUAACAUAAAUAAGUCAAGGAGAGAUAUUUGAAGGAAAUGAUGUUAGAUAAACAAGAAGGAUAAUUAAUUAAGAAGAAAGCAGAGGAAGAUGAAAUUUUCAGAGAGUAAUAAUUAAGCAUAACUUAGACAAUAAAAAUUAGAUAUCAAGCAUAAGCAGUAGAAAUUACUCAAAGAACAUGAGGAAUUCAUGGAAAAGAGAAGAGAAUUAUAAGAACUCGAGAAAAGCAUUUUGGAUGAUGAGGAUAAGAAAAUAAUUGAGCAUGAAUUUCACAAAGAAAAAGUGUUAUAGAUGAGAAAAGAUAGAGUAUAAAAUUAAUAUAUAUUAUUAGGAAAAUUAAAAAUAGUAGAAAAAGGAAUAACUCAGAAAAUAGAUUUAUGAUCUUAGAGUGGAACAAUAAAAAUAAUAAGAAGAUAAUUAUAUGUAAACCAUUUAAAAACAUGCAGAGGAACUCAAACAAAAAUAGGAUGAAGAAUUGAAAUAGAAGGAAUUAGAAAAAACAUAAAUGAUUUAAGAUGCAGAAAAUAUGAGAUUGAAAUAGCUUCAAAUUUAAUAAUAAAAGAAGGCAAAUUAAUAGGCAGAAUAGGAAGUAGAUUUUAAAUAAAAAUUAAAAGCGUUAGAAUAAUUAGAAUAAAUAGAAUAGCUACAAAAUGAUGUAUUGAAAAAGAGGAAUAAAGAUUUAUAGGAUUAUUAAAAAAUAUAGAUAGUAAUAUAUAUAUUUAUACAAGGAAGCGAAAAAGUAACAACGAAAAAACUAAUAUAUGCAAGAAUUGAAGGAAUCUUUACAAAUGCAACAGCGAAAUUAAACUGAAAAAUAAGUAUACUCUUCUUGGGCUCAACAAUGUAUUGAAGAGUGGAAGGAUAAUGGCAAGAACAUAUUGCCAAUGGUGAAAGCACUUUAUUAAACUGAAUGA